Molecule: messenger RNA, 624 nt
Organism: Triticum turgidum subsp. durum (durum wheat)
Lineage: Eukaryota; Viridiplantae; Streptophyta; Magnoliopsida; Poales; Poaceae
Source: the annotation of a GenBank genome assembly
AUGGAUGGAGCCAGUAGUGCAAGCGGCGGCGAAGGCUCGGCAGAGCCACAUCCGUCACCGCCACCGCCAGAACGGCGGUACAAGGGCGUCCGGCUGCGGAAAUGGGGCCGGUGGGUGUCGGAGAUCCGCAUGCCCAACAGCCGUGAGAGGAUAUGGCUCGGCUCCUACCCGUCCGCCGAGAAGGCGGCGCGUGCGUUCGACGCGGCAGCCGUCUGCCUCCGCGGCUCCCGCGCCGGGUCUCUCAACUUCCCGGAGUUCCCGCCCGACGUCCAGCACGUCCCUGGCAUGGUGCCUACGGCCGAGUGUAUCCAGGCCGCCGCCACGAGGCACGCGAACCGCGCAUCGCAGGACGUGACGAGCACGAGCAAUGGCAUAGCUGUAGAGUCAUCGCCCUCCGCUGGCAGUGCCGCUGCCUACGACGAUGUGCUUGAUUGGUCGUUUAUGGAUGCCUUACCGUCGGUGCCAGCGUCGUCGGCGCCGGGGACUAAUGUUCCCGCUAUGGAUGAUGUCAUGUUCGGUUUCUCGCCGAUGCCGCCUCCGACGCCGCCAGAAGAGGCGGGCGAGGAUAUGAUCAACGAUGAUGGUGAUGACCAUGCAUUUGUAUCUGACCUCUGGAGGUUCUGA